CAGGUCCCGGUAUCCAUGGCAGCCGGGAAUCUAUUACCGCCAAGGCCUCCGCCCAGCCGCACGGACUUUCGACUUGAAGCGGGAGGAAGAUCGCCUGUUGAGGAAGCAGCCUUGGAGCCCUGGGCGAUGGCCAAAUUUCUCUCCCAGGACCAAAUUAAUGAGUACAAGGAGUGCUUCUCUCUGUAUGACAAGCAACAGCGGGGCAAGAUGAAAGCUGCCGACCUCCUGGUGGCCAUGAGGUGCCUGGGGGCCAGCCCGACACCUGGGGAGGUGCGGCGCCACCUGCAGACUCACGGGAUAGGCAGAGACGGCGAGCUGGAGUUCUCCACUUUCCUGACCAUGAUGCACACGCAGAUCAAGCAGGAAGACCCCCAGAAGGAGAUCCUCCUGGCCAUGCUCAUGGCGGACAAGGAGAAAAAAGGUUACCUUCCGGCCGCCGAGCUGCGCUCCAAGCUCACCAACCUGGGCGAGAAGCUCACGCACAAGGAAGUGGACGAGCUCUUCAAGGAAGCAAAUAUCGACCCGAAUGGCCAAGUGAAGUAUGAGGAGUUCAUCCCCAGGAUCAUGCUUCCUCUGCCGGACUACUGAGCACAGAGCAUGGCUGCA
This is a messenger RNA of Ochotona princeps (American pika), 606 nucleotides long. It is a transcript of the gene CALML4, whose product is annotated as calmodulin like 4. The transcript is spliced from 5 exons. Gene Ontology annotation, cellular component: myosin II complex. Gene Ontology annotation, molecular function: calcium ion binding. The coding region runs from base 16 to 588 and encodes 190 amino acids. NCBI's taxonomy places the organism in Eukaryota, Metazoa, Chordata, Mammalia, Lagomorpha, Ochotonidae. The record is from RefSeq and is a predicted model, not a curated record.